CUUGCCGCACCACUCCCACCCCGAUCCUAAAGAAAAAAUUCCACUCCCACCCCACCAAACUCUCUCUCCACCCGCCGCUCCUUCUUCCUCCUCUCCAACCCAGCCGCCUCCGCCGCCCCGGGGUGCGACCUCGAUCCGCCCCAAUUAAACAGCCGGGGACCCGCCCGCAAGCGGCCGCAGCUAUAACCCUGCAUCGCCCAAGAUCCGGCCGGCGACACAAAGAAGCAGCAGCAGCAGCGGAGACGAUGGCGGCGGUGAAGCGCGCCUACCUUGCCGUCUACAACUGGGCCGUCUUCUUCGGAUGGGCUCAGGUGCUCUACUUCGCCGUGGACGCGCUGCUCCGGUCUGGGGACGAGGCCGUGUAUGCCGCCGUCGAGAGGCCGCUCCAGCUCGCGCAGACUGCCGCCGUCCUCGAAAUCCUCCACGGGCUCGUCGGGCUGGUGAGGUCGCCGGUGUCGGCCACGCUGCCGCAGAUCGGGUCGCGCCUCUUCGUCACCUGGGGCAUCCUCUGGAGCUUCCCCGAGGUGCGGACACACAUCCUGGUGAGCUCCUUGGUCAUCAGCUGGUCCGUCACCGAGAUUAUUAGGUACUCUUUUUUUGGCACGAAAGAGUUGUUUGGAACUGCACCAUCAUCGCUUCUAUGGCUUAGGUAUAGCUCAUUCCUGGUCAUGUACCCAACCGACAUCAGCAGCGAGGUUGGCUUGAUAUAUAUUGCGUUGCAGUUCAUCAAGGCAUCGGAGAAGUACUGCAUCAGAAUGCCCAACAAAUGGAACUAUUCAUUUGAUUACUUCUAUGCAUCAAUCCUGGUACUCCUAGUCUACAUCCCAGGGUGAUCGACGAGGUCUACUGUGGCCCGAUGGGAUUCGUGCUCUUCAACUACUCGGAGGCACACUUCAUCGUGAAGCCCCGCGACCGUGUCAUAGAGAUUAUCGUCCAGGUGAUUGCGACGCAGGAGGUCACCAGGGUGGAGGACCUCGACGCCAUCGUCCGGAGGUCACCGAGGUGGAGGACGACGCCACCGUCCGGAGUUCCUCAAGGUGGAGGACCUCGACGCUUUGUACAUACAUCUAGAGAAGUGGUCUAGUUAGGUUGGUGGUGAAAUGCUAGGGAAGCUACCAACCUUUUGAUGAUGGUUGUGUGUGUCCUCGUGAUCUCUUCGAAUUGAGAUGUUGAAUGUUGCAUCCAUGAACACUGCAAGUGUUAAGAUGGUUCUGUGAAAUUUAUUUUGCA
Molecule: messenger RNA, 1230 nt
Organism: Triticum aestivum (bread wheat)
Lineage: Eukaryota; Viridiplantae; Streptophyta; Magnoliopsida; Poales; Poaceae
Product: very-long-chain (3R)-3-hydroxyacyl-CoA dehydratase PASTICCINO 2A
Exons: 8
Coding region: 246-833 (195 amino acids)
Biological process (GO): sphingolipid biosynthetic process; very long-chain fatty acid biosynthetic process; fatty acid elongation
Cellular component (GO): endoplasmic reticulum membrane
Molecular function (GO): 3-hydroxyacyl-CoA dehydratase activity
Source: RefSeq, a predicted model, not a curated record